ACUAGUUCUCCAUAAACCUGUUCAUCCGAUAUCUAGACAACUUCGUUCAAACCCAUCAAGCUUUUUUUUCAGAUUUAAGUUCCCAAGAAAAAAAAAAAACAAUUCCAAGAGAAGAAAAUCACAAGGCGGGAUCAGGCGGGAUAAUUCUCUCUAAAUCUCAAAUUCAAAUUUCAAAAACCCCAAAUUAGUUGAUUAAUUAACUUCCCGAAUCUCAAAAUCCAUCCCCCUUCUUAACGAAACCCUAAGAGAGAGAAAAAAAAACAAAGAGGAAAUUUUUGAAGGACAGAGAAAUUAUUAGGUUAACAAUGGAAGAAGUAGAUAUUGAUGUUGGUAAAGAGAAUGGUGAAGAAGAACUCGAGGAGGAUAAUGGUGAAUGUAAACCUCCGUUGGUUUACCAAUCGAAAAGAAAGAAAUCUGAGGAGGAUUUAGGAGGUAAUGGUGAAAUCAAUGAAGAAGAAGAUGGUGAAAUUGGCCAGCAGAAGAAAAGGAAUAAGUUGAAUGAGACUACGGAAAUAGAUGGUAAGGAGGUAAGGAGAUCUAGGCGUUCGAGUAUUAAACCAGCCGGGACGUAUACUGAGAUAACCAGUCUUCCUAGAGAGAAGAAAAUCAGAGAGAAGAAAAUCAGUGUUCCUAGAGAGAAGAAAGUUUCCAAAGUAGUACCUGAUACUCCUCUCGUCAAUGGAAAAAAAGUGUGGAUUAAAGAAGGGAAUAAGAAGAAGUGUCUUACAAUCAUUGAUGGAGAAGUUAAAGAAUCCAAUAUGUGCCAUCAGUGCCAAAGGAACGAUCGACCAGGGGAAGUCGUUCGCUGCAAAGUUUGUCCAAAUAAGCGGUUUUGUCAGCCAUGUAUAAAGAAAUGGUAUCCUGAUGUCUCACUAGAGUCGCUUGCAGCGGCUUGCCCUGUUUGCACUGGAAUAUGCAACUGCAAAAAUUGCUUGCGUGUGUACUUAAAAUCAGUGGAGGCCUCAGAAAGGAAGAUAGGACCUGAAGAAAAGGUCGAGUACUCUAAAUAUUUGUUGAAACAUCUUCUUCCGGUGCUGAAACAGAUUAACCAAGAACAAGUAACUGAAAGGCAGGUUGAAGCUACUAUUCAAGGAUUAUCACCAUCAAAAGUAAAUGUAAAGAAUGCAGGUUGUGAUGAUGACGAGCGCAUGUAUUGCAACAACUGCCAAACUUCUAUAGUUGACUAUCACCGGAGCUGCUCAAACUGUAGUUAUGAUCUUUGCCUUACCUGUUGCCGAGAGAUUCGUGAUGGUUCCUUUCAAGAGGCUGGAGAGGAAGUAAAAUUGAAGUUUGUCAACAAAGGGAAUUCGUACAUGCAUGCGGAACCUGAAGAACCUCUGAAAGGUACAUCAAGGUCAAGAGCGAAACUAGAGGCAGAUAAAUGCGCUAAAUCAAUUGAUGAGAACCCGAAAAAUUGUGAUGUGGUUCCUGAACCUGACGAUGUCCUUGAGGAUAAUGUGAAGCUAAUGUCUGAGUGGAAAGUGAUGGAUGAUCAUAGCAUCCCUUGUGCAUCUUGCGGUUCUGGUCUUCUAGAACUGAAAUGUAUUCUUCCAGAAAAUUGGGUGUCUAAGUUGGAAAAAAGUGCAGAUGAUAUAGCAGCAAAAAUGUUUGAUGAUCCAGUGACUGCCGCAGAGACUUGCUCCUGUUCCAACCCAGUUGGCGAUGCAGAUAUUAACAACGAUAAUAUACGGAGAGCUGCUUCCCGAGAAUCGAAUGACAACUAUUUAUAUUGUCCAACUGCAAGAGACAUACAACACGGAGACCUGGAGCACUUCCGGAAGCACUGGUGCAAAGGCGAGCCAGUGAUUGUUCGCAAGGUGAAAGAACUCUCCUCUGGCUUAAGCUGGACGCCCUUGGUUAUGUGCAAAGCAUUACGUGAGAAAUCUAAUUCAAGGGUGAUGGAAGGUGAAGCUCACUUGAAGGUGACAGCUAUGAAUUGUAUGGAUUGGUGCGAGGGUGAGAUUAAGAUACAAGACUUUUUCAAAGGCUAUUCAGAUGGUCGUAUGCAUCCAAACAUGUGGCCGGAGAUGCUCAAACUGAAAGACUGGCCUCCUGCUGAUAUGUUUGAGGAGUGGUUACCGCGCCAUUGUGUUGAAUUUGUCAGUGCAUUACCCUAUCAACAGUACACGCACAUAAAGCGUGGAUUUCUUAAUCUUGCUACCAAGCUGCCACCAACAUCGUUGAAGCCAGAUUUAGGUCCAAAGACAUACAUUGCCUAUGGACAUGCGGAAGAGCUUGGUCGAGGUGACUCUGUUACCAAACUUCACUGCGACAUGUCUGACGCGGUGAACGUGUUGGCUCACAUGCAUGAGGUAUCUCUAAAGGAUGAACAGCUUGAUAAGAUACAAGAAGCGAAAAAGAGGCACAUGGCCCAGGAUAAGAAAGAAAAUGAGGACUAUGCCAAGUUUCAUCAUACAGAUUUAGCUAAUAGUACUGAAGUGGGAAAAGAAUGUAAUGUUUUUGAGUCUGAAAAUUAUUCUAAAAGUUCUGGUGGUGCUCUCUGGGAUAUCUUCCGCAGAGAAGAUGUUCCGAAGCUGCAGGAGUACCUUAGAAAGCAUUCUCGGGAAUUCCGACACACAUACUGUUCUCGAGUUGUGAAGGUCAGUCACCCGAUUCACGACCAGACAUUUUACUUGACUUUUGAGCAAAAAAGGAAGCUCAAGGAGGAAUAUGGAAUUGAACCAUGGACCUUUGUGCAAGAACUUGACGAGGCCGUAUUCAUUCCAGCUGGUUGUCCUCACCAAGUGAGGAACCUAAAGUCGUGUAUAAAAGUGGCAGUUGAUUUUGUUUCACCUGAGAAUGUCCCGGAAUGCAUGCGCUUAGCUGAGGAGUUUCGUUUGCUUCCUCAGAACCACUGGGCUAAGGAAGAUAAAUUGGAGGUCAAGAAAAUGACCCUCUAUGCUAUUGAAAACGCUGUGGAUACGGUGAACAGCCGCGGCAAAAAUAGGUCAGAAGAGGAGGAGAGCACCAACAAAAACACCAAACCUGCUGGCAGGAAAAGAAAAUUGAAAAGAGGAAGUAAGGGUGGAAAAGAAGGGAUAGGAAGAGCGGAAAAGGAAAACCCUGCAAUGGGAACCGUCGUUGAGGAAGAGGGGGUUGAAGGAGCUGAACCUUGAUAUUAUUGCGCCACUUAAACGUAAUUAGUACUUGUAUCACGUGUAGUUCUUAAUGUCUCUACAUUGUUUCUCAGGCAGGUUUUUUUUAUGGCGACCACGGGUAGUUAUUGAUAUCAGGGAUGUUCAUUUUUUGGUGCGGCUUGUUCAAUUUUUUUGUUGUUGCUGCCUGAAAAUCAAGGCUCCCUGGUAGUAUCUGUUUCUGUUAAAAUACACUUAUGUCUUCUACUUGUAUAUUAGUCUGUAUCUUUUGUUACAUUCUAUUGAGGAUUCUUAUCUUUUGGUAAC
Molecule: messenger RNA, 3401 nt
Organism: Papaver somniferum (opium poppy)
Lineage: Eukaryota; Viridiplantae; Streptophyta; Magnoliopsida; Ranunculales; Papaveraceae
Product: lysine-specific demethylase JMJ25-like
Exons: 13
Coding region: 306-3116 (936 amino acids)
Biological process (GO): regulation of transcription by RNA polymerase II
Cellular component (GO): histone deacetylase complex; chromatin
Molecular function (GO): histone H3K9 demethylase activity; transcription coregulator activity; chromatin DNA binding
Source: RefSeq, a predicted model, not a curated record